ACGAAAGGGCUUAGAAAUCAUUACGCAUUACGCAGUUUACAUUGAUUGAGCGUUGUUAUGGUGUGUGUGGUGUGGUGUUGAUAACCGAAUGAGUCAGCUGGGAGCCAUCGGUUUCGGUACGUUUUCGUUGGUUCAGUAACAGUAACGCUUUUGUAGCGGUCUGGUUAAGAGCGUCGUUUUGUCGUACUCGAAUCGACCCUAUUACUAUAAUAUGAUCGUUUCAAUUCGUUACUAUAAUAAUUUUUUACCGUAUAAUAAUCGUAAUUUAAUAAUAAUUAACGAGGAAGAAAAAAUAUAUAAUUUUUUCGCGUCGUGGUGUGUUCUCGAUACCUAUCUUAUAUGAGAGUAUUUAGUCGAAUCAGCUAAGUACCCGGUGCCUAUCUAUUUGUGUGAUAAUUUGACGACCUUUUUUAAGUUUUUUUUCGGUUUGUUUACUCGCGAGAUUACGUGUUUGUUAUUUUGUUUUUUAUUUUUUUUUUUUUUAUAUGUAAAUCGUCCGGUAUAAUAUUUUCGAUAACGAAUUUUGAUUCCAAGAUGUCGUCGUUGAAUACGCUUGAAAAAAAGGAGGACAUUAAUGGUCUGAAGAAAUCGUUGAAGUUUUUAAACAACAAUACUCAAUUUAAAGAAGAAUACUUCCCCAAACGUCCGGCUUUGGAUGUAACAUUCAAGAAUGUCAGAUACUCGGUUAAAACGUGGAAUAAACUCAGACCAGUGAAGAAAGAAAUUCUACAUGGAGUCAGUGGGGAAUUUCGAUCGGGCGAAUUGACCGCCAUUAUGGGUCCUUCGGGUGCUGGCAAAAGCACCCUGCUGAAUAUACUCGCUGGUUAUAUACAAACCGGUAGCCAAGGUACCGUACUCGUUAACGGAGAAGAUCGAAGGAUACCCGGCAUACAACAUUUUUUAAAGCUCAGCUGCUAUAUUCAACAAGACGAUGCACUAAGACCGCUAUUGACCGUACAAGAGUCGAUGAUUAUGGCCGCUCAUAUGAAAUUAGGAUUGAAAGUUCCUAUGUACAAGAAACUAGAACAAGUACAAGAGUUACUGGAUAUGUUGGGAUUAGCAAAACAUUGCAAUACAGUUACCAAAAGAUUAUCAGGAGGGCAACAGAAACGAUUAUCUAUAGCACUGGAAUUAAUCACCAAUCCUCCUAUUAUAUUUCUCGACGAACCUACUACUGGCCUAGACAGUCUAUCAUGCUCACAGUGCGUCCAACUGCUGAAAAACCUAGCAGCCCAAGGUAGAACAGUAGUCUGCACGAUACAUCAACCCAGUGCACUGGUUUUCGAGAAAUUCGACCACUUGUACGCGGUAGCCGCCGGCCGAUGCAUAUACCAAGGACCAGUGAACGCUCUAGUACCUUAUUUUUCUCAGUUUGAUCUCAACUGCCCACCUUAUCAUAAUCCGGCCGAUUUUCUAAUAGAAGUAGCUAUCGGCGAAUACGAAGCGGAUAAAGAUAAAUUAACGGCGGCUGCAUCGUGUUUAGGAAGAAACACGUUUACGUCGGCUAUUAUAGGACAACCGGGUUACAAAUAUCGAAAACAAAAUCCGGCUUUGUCGAGCGACGAAAUCGUAGAGUAUACCAAAAGCCUGCCCAAAAGUCCGCCGUUUGUGUUACAAGCAUUUUAUUUAUUCAGUAGAAAUAUCACCAGUAUACGUAGAAAUAAGUUGUUCUACCUAAUUAGAAUACUUGCCCACCUGUUCAUCGCGGUGAUUUUCGGUUAUUUAUACGAAGGAGUUGGUAAUAACGCCAGCAGAGCAUUAGCCAACGGAAUUUUCUUAUACGGAUCAAAUUUAUUCUUAAUUUAUACAGGACAAAUGGCAGUCAUAUUAUCUUUUCCUUUGGAAUUUGAAAUGUUGAAAAGAGAGCAUUUCAACAGAUGGUACUCACUGUUACCUUAUUUAGUAUCUACUCUACUUAUAGAAAUCCCAUUACAGGUUGCAUGCAGCACGACUUAUCUGCUACCAGCAUAUUUUUUGACUGGUCAACCAAUGGAAUUAUUCCGGUUGGCGUAUUUUGCUAUUAUUCUAAUCGUUACCUCGUUAACCGCCCAAAGUACUGGUUUUUUAUUAGGGGCCACUUUACCAGUAAAUAUAUCCGUAUUUAUCGGCCCCGUCUUAAUGGUGUUAUUUUCGGUAUUCGGAUUCGCUAUCCGAUUAGCCGAUAUUCCUGCAACUUUCAAAUGGUUACAUUAUUUUAGUUUCGUAAGAUCUUCUUAUCAUAGUUUACUAUACUCGAUGUACGGUAUGAAAAGAUCGCUGUUACCGUGCGAUCAAACCUAUUGCCAUUUUCGGUACGCCGGCCAGUUUCUAGUGGAAAUGGACGUGAAAGAUUUCGAAAUGUACACGGAAUUCUUCUACAUUUGUUUCAUUUGCGUUUUAGUUUAUAUUAGUACUUCGUUUUGUAUUUGGUAUAGACUUAAUAAGAGAUAAAAAAAUUAAAAAAUGUUAUUUAUUCGCGCGUCGAUAAAGGUGUCUUGAUGGUGGUUGUGAAAUGUGGUCUUGUCCAAGCUGCCAUAUCCGGAUUAGGGAUCUCAAAGUCAUCCAAACUGGCCCAGUCGUCUCGUCUCCACUCAUCACUGAAGUAGUCUUUAGAGCCAGGCUCGGAACUUUGAUACGAUGAAGUGGAAGGUUGGUCAAGUCUUGAGGAUGAAGGUUGACUGGGAUCGUCGAGUAUGCCUAUUUUGCCCUCUUCCAUCUCGAUGGACGAAUCACUUCGUGAUACUUGGAUCCAAAAUUUCCACCAUGGAUUUUGUUGUUGUGAUUCGGGUGGAGUUGGUUUUUCGGUUAUUUCGCCAUCGGAGUCUCUGCGAAGAUGGAGAACGCGAAUUACUCGUAAAUGGAAAGAUGAGAUAUUAAAAGUGCAAUUUGUUUCGAGACUUACUCCUCUUCGCUGACAUCUAAGCCUUUGAAAUUCUGAGGCAUGUUGCACAGCAGGCAGAUGUAAUUAAUGAUUGCGAAACAUUCUUUAUCGUAGGUGCCUGUGCAUUCUGGAGUAGCACAUCUUAUCGUAGGGUUCUUAUAACCACAUACCAUACAUUCUUUGAAUAGAUUACGAAACGGUAAGAAAAAAUAUAAUCUGGGGAACCUGCAAGAGAAAAAAAAUACAAAUGUUCAAGUUAUAAGUAUUUACUUCCCUGGUCAAGUUUUUCAACUUCAUCGUCAUCCGGUCAAAUGUGAUAAUUUAAUAAAAUAACUCUGUUUAUGUAUCCUCCUUGUAAUCUUAUAUGCCCUGAACUGGUUAUAUAAAAUGGGCAUAUUGUAAAUUAAAUAAUUUUUCAUCA
Planococcus citri (citrus mealybug) is the source of this 3281-nucleotide messenger RNA. Its product is annotated as ATP-binding cassette sub-family G member 1. Gene Ontology annotation, molecular function: ATP hydrolysis activity; ATP binding; ABC-type transporter activity. The transcript has 11 exons. The record is from RefSeq and is a predicted model, not a curated record. The coding region runs from base 535 to 2430 and encodes 631 amino acids. Lineage: Eukaryota; Metazoa; Arthropoda; Insecta; Hemiptera; Pseudococcidae. Gene Ontology annotation, cellular component: membrane. Gene Ontology annotation, biological process: transmembrane transport.